This is a messenger RNA of Ectocarpus sp. CCAP 1310/34, 1075 nucleotides long. NCBI's taxonomy places the organism in Eukaryota, Phaeophyceae, Ectocarpales, Ectocarpaceae. The record is from the annotation of a GenBank genome assembly.
GUUGUCACACAGCACACCGCACCAAAAUGACGAUCUCCGUAGCAACCAGCAGUGCGGAGAUGGAGCGCCUGAGCGCGGCAAGGGAAGGCUGGAGGCCCACCCAGGCCACGAUAUGUGGAGGAGGGAACGGUGCCCAUGUCGCUGCGGGUUUCUUGGCUUCUCGUGGCGUCAGGGUAAACGUCUUCACUCGACAGUCCAAGCGCUGGGGCGACGCCAUCACCCUGUCCACGGAAGGCAGUAGCUGGGAGAAGCGAGGGAAGAUCACCGGGGCCCUGAACCUGGUUACCGGGGACGCGUCCCAGGCCUGCGCGGGCUCAGAGGUGGUGAUCAUUGCGGCGCCCGCCAACGCCCACCCCGACCUCCUUCGUGCGGUGGCCCCUUUCGUAGACGACGGUGCAGCAGUGGGUGCACUCUUCGCACAGGGCGGUUUCGACUGGGCUUGCGUACACUCGAUGGGGUCACACGUUAACCGCGUGGGAUGCCUUUUCGGACUCCAGAACAUCCCGUGGAUUUGCAGGAUCAACGAGUACGGGAAGUCGGCUAUAAUCGUGGGUCCAAAAAAGAAGCUUUACGUGGCGUCCUACCCCGUGGAACAGCGGAACGAGAUGGCCCUCAGGGUUGAGGCCAUGUUCGACAUCCCCUGCGGAACGGUCCCCAACUUCCUUAACCUCACGCUGACACCGUCCAACCAGAUCUUGCACCCUGGUGAGGUGGGACUCGGCGCGGUUUGUGGGAAGACAACGAGGGCGUACAGACUGUUGUUCAGCCUUUUGAGGGUCUCACGCCACUCGGCUAAUCCGAGUAUUAUGUAUCGUUCCCAGUGCACUGGUGAGAGAAAGGCCACGGUGUAUUUGUGUGUAAUGUGGAGGGCAAUCGGUUUGUGAUCGUGAGCGCGCCAUCAACUUCCGGCAACGUAGACAUCUCUGCGGCGUUUUCGUGGUUUGUUGCUGAGAGAAACGCAGUGCGCAUCCGUGGUAUGGUGCUGCAAGAGCAUGACUAUUCUUACUAUACUACCGUGACAUGCGUUUUCUGCCUGCAUUCACGGAUGCCCUACGAGCUCCCCGACGCAUUCUCU